Diaporthe citri is the source of this 1350-nucleotide messenger RNA. RefSeq lists its product as uncharacterized. The record is from RefSeq and is a predicted model, not a curated record. NCBI's taxonomy places the organism in Eukaryota, Fungi, Ascomycota, Sordariomycetes, Diaporthales, Diaporthaceae. The transcript has 3 exons. The coding region runs from base 1 to 1350 and encodes 449 amino acids.
AUGCGUCACAACGUACUUCUAGUCGCUGCAGGGCUCAUUUGCAGCCCGAUACUCGCAGCACCCAAUGUCAACAACCGACUCCAUCCCCGCAGAGGCCACCGUCAACGGCAAGUUGACACGCCAAUCUUGUCCGUGGGCCCCCCGUUCCGACCUCCGUUCUACGGCCCGCCCCCCGACGACGUGAGCGCGGCUGCGGUUGAUACGUCCACGGUGUCUCCGGACACCACAACCACCGUCAUCGUUGAUCCUUUGCUUCCUCCCAUCCCCACCACCACAAGCGCAUGUUCCGUGAUUAGGAUCACAGAGUACGUCACCGUGUACGGUACGAGCUCGCCCACAUCAUCCCCUGGGAACUUCACUUCUGCGCCCUAUGGGAACUCUUCAGCCACCUCGUCGUGGCUCCUGACUGGGACUGCCGUGACCACAACGACAAGCCAGCCCUACUUCCCCAUCUCCAACUCGACCACUUCGACAGCCCCCUUUGGCACGGACGGUACCGGCUCUCCUACCUUCGUCAACCUCACCUCCUCGGUCUCUACUACGACCGUGCUGGCCCCCACAAACUUCACAUCGUUCCCCAAUAUCAGCACGCCAGAUGUCACGCCCACGCCCAUUCCGACCUCCUCCUCGAUCGAUAUCCCAGGGAACUUCACCUCCUUCGCCAACGUCACCUCCACACCCGAGAUCAGCAUCCUGCCCAUCCCGACCCCCUCGUUCGCAAACGUCUCGUCCGUCCCGGCCUCCACGACCGCAGAGGAGCCCACGUCAUCGGACGGCCCGACGGUGACGUCCAUCAUCAUCCCGCCCACUGAGACAACCGUCAUAGUGCCGGGGGUGUCCUCGACGGCCACGACGAUCACCUCGCUCGUCAUCGACCCGACUGAGACCCCGAUCGAGGUGGCGACGUCGACAGCGACCUCAACCUCGGGGACGCUGGUCAUCGUCACGACGCUGACCCCGAUCGCCACGGCGAGCUCCACGCCGUCAGAGUUCCCGACGACGGUCGUCACAGCCACCGACACGGUCUCGUCGAACGCGCCGACGGGCACCCCGUCCCCGGGUAUCAUCCACUGCGGCAUCAGGGGCACCGCCAUCGGCGUGUACUACCUCGCCACCUACGCCUACAACAGGGCCAACGUCCCCGUGACGCUCCAGGGUUGCUACCAGUUCUGCAGCGUCGCCGUCGAGCAGUGCUACAGCUACGAGUUCUACCUGGAGCCCGGCUUGGGGGCCCCAAGGUGCAAGCUGUACGGCGGUCUCGUGGCAUACGAGGUCUCGUCCAUCGACCCCUUCCAGCCCUACCAGUGGUUCGACGUGGCGUGCGGCGACCCAACCAAGUUCGGCACAUGA